Messenger RNA from Porites lobata, 648 nucleotides. The record is from the annotation of a GenBank genome assembly. Lineage: Eukaryota; Metazoa; Cnidaria; Anthozoa; Scleractinia; Poritidae.
AUGCACGGAAAAGUUAAACAGGUGGUGGAUCCUUCAUCAGUUAGAUGGCUGUCUGUGGAGACGUGCAUCAGGAUGAUAUUUGAGGACUAUGAUUCACUUGUCAUGUUCUUGGAAAAUGAAAAGAGUUCUAAUGCUACAGCUGUUGGAAUUUGGCAGUUCACAGCUUCAACACUGUUUCUUCUAACCACAGUCUUGUUGAUUGAUGUUCUGUCAGUUAUUGGGACAUUUAGUCCUCUGUUUCAGAGGGAUGUUGCCAACUUGUCUGUCAUAAGACACAGUGUACCUUCCACUGCUCAGGCAUUUGAAGGAAUGAUUGAUGGAUCUCCUGUGGUAAACAGAGUGUUGGCAGACCUAGGUGAUGUUCCUGGCACUUGGAAGAAUAUCUGCAAGGGAGUGGAAAUUGCUGAUAACAACAACCUAAGAGCCCUGUUCAACUCAGUGUGAAGGAGAUACCUGAACCAGCUUGCCGGCAACCUACACAACAGGUUUCUAGAAAAUGACUUGGAGCUACUGAAAUGUUUUGAUGUUGUCUUGAACCCUAGACGACUACCUGAUGGUGCAAGAGAGUUAGGAAACCAUGAUGAUGAACAACUCAAUAAACUUUGUCAUUACUUUGAAACUGUUCUUGACUCAAAUAGGUGUAAAAAC